Molecule: messenger RNA, 726 nt
Organism: Syzygium oleosum
Lineage: Eukaryota; Viridiplantae; Streptophyta; Magnoliopsida; Myrtales; Myrtaceae
Exons: 4
Coding region: 1-726 (241 amino acids)
Source: RefSeq, a predicted model, not a curated record
AUGGUAAGUAGAAUAUGCUUUAUAAGCUAUACGAAUUUGCGUGUCAUAUUGUGGUAUAUGUUGGUCAACGCGUGUAUAAACCUCACUGAAUGUUGGAACUUUUUCUCAGCCAUGGAAGAAAAAUUGGUUCUUGACAAAGAUGGAGUGGAGGUGUUAAUAGCUGGAGGCUCCUCAUCAGAAGUUCAAAAGGUACUACAUGACGGCAUUCCUUCUACUACCGACGUAGUGAGAGACAUUGAUCAAGGAAUCGAGGAACGAAAGUUGAAGUUGAGAAAGUUCUUGGGACAAAGCACGGCGAAAGAAGUGACUUCGAGUAUGCAAAUGAGUUCAAAGAGUGCAUCAUCAUUCUCAUCAGCAUCAUCAACAGGAAAGGACCAAAAUGAUUCAAAGUUGCCCCAAGCAAGCUCACUUGAGUACAUGGAAGAUCAGAAUGAAGGAGGCAAGGGAGGAACAACAAGACCCAUCAGAGUCUCCAUCUUAAGGAAGAUGAUGGUGUAUCCACCAGAUUCAAGGCCUGUGCAUUGCGAUGCAAUGAGAAGCUCCAAAUGCCCAUCAUCCCAAGAACCUUAUGAUGAGGGUAGCCUUCAGAAUCUUGAUGCCCAAAAGGAAGCCACGGAGUCUGCUCACGAAAUCAUGGCCCUCACCAACAGAGACUACCACGGGGCCGGUCGACACCCACCUCCAAUCAACAAUGGACACCCCUUGUCUCAGCACCACAAGCCCUAG